Messenger RNA from Ictalurus punctatus (channel catfish), 3471 nucleotides. RefSeq names its product potassium channel tetramerization domain containing 5b (gene kctd5b). The record is from RefSeq and is a predicted model, not a curated record. The transcript has 7 exons. Gene Ontology annotation, cellular component: cytoplasm; Cul3-RING ubiquitin ligase complex. NCBI's taxonomy places the organism in Eukaryota, Metazoa, Chordata, Actinopteri, Siluriformes, Ictaluridae. Gene Ontology annotation, molecular function: cullin family protein binding. Gene Ontology annotation, biological process: protein homooligomerization; proteasome-mediated ubiquitin-dependent protein catabolic process. The coding region runs from base 467 to 1225 and encodes 252 amino acids.
AAACCUGACAGAUAUCCCUUAUGGAUGAUUCCCUCUGUGAUAUCAGCAUGAGACACAACUUCUAUCUUCUCACAUCAAUAAUACCAGCAACCCACAUUUCAGCGCCAGAACAUCACCAAUACAUCAACAUGUUUCAGAGAGGACUUCUCCUUUAAACUGCGCUCUCUGGUGAGGGAUUCUGCCCGAUCUGGCAACAUCUCACUUCCAGACGAUAAACUGUGAGUGUUUGUGAUUUCACUCGCUAUAGUGUGGAGAUCCGCGCGCGAGCCGCAGCACACGCGCGAUCAUCUUAAAUACUAUAUAUAACUUGCACUUUUACGAGGUUUUAGUGCAACCGGAAACAGCUGCUGAGCACUGCCAGGAGAGCUCUUCCUACACUCCUACAUGUAAUAUAGAUCGGAUUAGAUCGGACGGGCCGGUUUGCGCGCUCUGGGAGACAGCGAGAGAGAGAGAGAGAGAGAGAGAGAUGGACGCGCACGAGCGCGACACGGCUGCGGCUCCGGGUCCGUCCGCGUGCAAGCUCACCACCGGCUCGUCUCGGUGGGUCCGGCUCAACGUGGGGGGCACUUACUUUCUCACAACCACGCAAACUCUGUGCCGGGAGCCCAAGUCUUUCCUGUACCGGCUGUGCCAGGAGGAUCCCGAGCUCCACUCUGACAAGGAUGAGUUGGGUGCAUAUUUGAUCGACAGAGAUCCAGUGUACUUCGGGCCCGUGCUGAACUACCUGAGACACGGCAAACUGGUCCUCAACAAAAAUCUGACCGAGGAAGGAGCUCUUGAGGAGGCCGAGUUCUACAACAUCACAUCAUUAAUUAAAGUUGUCAAGGACAGGAUCAGAGAGCGAGAUGCCAAAACCCUGCACACUCCAAUGAAGCAUGUGUACAGGGUGUUGCAGUGUCAGGAAGAGGAACUCACUCAGAUGGUCUCCACCAUGUCAGAUGGAUGGAAGUUUGAGCAGCUUGUCAGUGUAGACUAUGGGCGGACACAGAAGUCUGAGUUUCUCCUGAUUGUGUCUCGUGAGGUGAAGGGGGAGGAGUCAUGUCAAACUCACCCUGCGCACUGCGGAGAGCUGGUAAGCAUAGGCUCCUCCUAUAACUACGGCAGCGAAGACCAAGCCGAGUUCCUAUGCGUUGUUUCCAAGGAGCUUCAGAACCAGUCAUCCGGUAACAACAGCCAGCCGAGUGAGAAAGCCAAGAUACUCCAGGAGCGAGGCUCUCGGAUAUGAGGCUCUCGGAUAAAACGCCUACGUCUAGAAGCAUAUACAAGUUUUAUUUACUGAAAUGUUUUCUUGGAGGAGAAAUGAUCAUGACUGGUUCGACCAGGCGACCAAUCAAAAGAAAGAGGAAGUGGGCGAUGAUGCAGAUAUGACGGUUAUUGUUACUAAUUGCAUUAUUUAUGUAAGAAAUAUAUGUUGUAUUUCUUGGGGACGUGCUGUGUGGAAAAUAGUCAAUGACAUUAAGUGGAAGUUGAUUAUUUUUCCUAAGUGUAUUCCUUUUGCACCGAUGCAGUUUGUCAUUUAUCAGAGCUCAACACGUCAUGAUCGUUUCCGCUCGGAGGAGAAAUUUCGGUGCAUGAAACAUCAUUUCAUUUAGCAUGACCACAAAUACUCACGUCAAACACGUAGACUACGCAUGAAGACACACCCCCUGAUCACACGAGCCCUGUACAAGCCUCAUAUUUAUACAACAUUCAAGGUCUUCCGCUGUGAUUGUGACUGUAACAUGUUUGUUUUAGAAUCAUUUUGUCAUUCAGUAUUAGUUUUAUUAGAGCCAUAGAACUUACUGUUCCUGAACUUUCCAUCGAUAGAAUACAUCAGGUCUGAGUUUACUUUGGUGCUUGGACCCCUGAAUAUAAUAAUGAGGGAUGUGAUUUCAACCAUUGUAACUAAACAAAACCAAACCAAACCGCAAAGACCCCUUAGCUGUACUUCACGGACCCCACUUUGAGAACAACACGUGAUACAUCUUAUCCAUUUAUAGUUACGUUUAAUGUUGAAGUGUAAACGUCUCCAUUACAGCGUAGACUUACAGCUUUACUUCUGACAUGUUACAAUGACAUGCUCGAUAAAUUAGGAAGCUCUUCUGCAUUGACACUAAGGAUGCAGAUGCACUGUGCAAGACCUUUUAAAGCACAGUAUUCGGUUUUAAUUUUAAUAAAAUGUUAAAAGUUUUGGUGAAAACCCCCAUUGACAGUUUUCCACUCACCUUGAUUAGCCGAGGCACGUUAGGCGUCCGAUGUCUGUCUCGCUCAAAACCUUCUCCAUGAAAAUACACCUACACUUAAAAAUAAUAUAAAAAUAGUGUGACAUAAAGUUGGUUAUCUGUAAAAAAAGAAAAAAACGAACAAAAAUGGACUAUGUGGAUAAACAUUGUGAUUAUACAGUGUUCUUUAGGAGAAUGUGGGUGAUUUAAAUCUCAGGGAACGAGCAAACAAUCAUGUAGUCUAAUUGAUUUUCAUUUUAUAGUUACAAAAUAUUAUUGUUGUUGUUAUUAUUAUUAUUAUUAUUAAAUAAUCAUGCUACCAAGAAACCGCAAAGCUCUCUGUCCAAAAGAUAGAAAACUAAAAUGUACAGCUUUACCUCUGAGUGUUGUACAUAGUACAUUUUUAUACAAGUCUCAGAGCAAGCGCACUAAAGUAAACCUGUGAUUUGCCUUGCAGCUGGAACUACUUUCAGGACAUUAAUCAACUCAACAGCGUCAGGGAUAUUAGUCAACAUUUAACACACCAAUGUUUAUCAUGAUGGAAAGAAAUCCUCUGUAAAUUUGCAACAAAACAAAGUGAGCACUUAGUGGUUAGCACGUUCGCCUCACACCUCCAGGGUCGGGGGUUCGAUUCCCACCGUGGCCCUGUGUGUGCGGAGUUUGCAUGUUCUCCCCAUGCUGCGGGGGUUUCCUCCGGGUAUUCCAGUUUCCUCCCCCAGUCCAAGGACGUGCAUGGUAGGCUGAUUGGCAUGUCCAAAGUGUCUGUAGUGUAUGAAUGGGUGUGUGAGUGUGUAUGUGAUUGUGCCCUGUGAUGGAUUGACACCCUGUCCAGGGUGUACCCCGCCUUGUGCCCCAUGCUCCCUGGGAUAGGCUCAAGGUUCCCCCGUGACCCUGAAAAGGAUAAAGUGGUAGAGAAGAUGGAUGGACAAAGUGAGCAAAUUUGUGGAUCUAGUUAUUAAGCAAAAUUUCUAAAAGCUCUGUGUUUUCGGGGAUGUACAUAUUUGCGACUGUUUUAGGAUAUCUGCUUAUUACUAUCUAGUACCAUCGUAUAUACUUUAUUUAAUAAACAUAAUCUAAUCCUGCAUACAUGGGUCUGAUGGAGAUUUAUUUUACAUGUGAUAAAUGACGCACUUCAGGUCUGCUGAGUCUCGUGUAUAAAUCGGACGAUACGCCACAUUUAUAGACUUAUACUGAUUUAUAUAUGAAUUGUCGCUCCUUUACUCACUUUAGGCAUACAGACUGUUAUGGUAAUAAAUGCAUUUUAACGAAA